Molecule: messenger RNA, 4028 nt
Organism: Grammomys surdaster
Lineage: Eukaryota; Metazoa; Chordata; Mammalia; Rodentia; Muridae
Product: helicase SKI2W-like
Exons: 27
Coding region: 54-3866 (1270 amino acids)
Biological process (GO): nuclear-transcribed mRNA catabolic process, 3'-5' exonucleolytic nonsense-mediated decay
Cellular component (GO): Ski complex
Molecular function (GO): ATP binding; RNA binding; RNA helicase activity
Source: RefSeq, a predicted model, not a curated record
CUCCGAAGUUACUCUGAGUUUCCGGGCUGCUCGGCAGCUGCCGCGGCUCCAGGAUGAUGGAGACCGAGCGACUCGUUCUGCCUCCCCCAGAUCCCCUGAACCUGCCCCUUCGAGCUCUGGAAGUGGGCUGCACUGGCCAUUGGGAGCUGCUGAGCGUGCCAGGGCCUCCGGAGAGCACCCUUCCCCAUGGCCUCCCUCCGUGUGCCCCAGAUCUGUGCCAGGAAGCAGAGCAGUUGUUUCUGUCGUCUCCGGCCUGGCUUCCUCUACAUGGUGUAGAACACUCAGCUCGAAAAUGGCAGAGGAAGACAGAUCCCUGGUCGCUCCUGGCUGCUCUGGGGACUCCAGUCCCAUCCGACCUUCAGGCCCAGCGACACCCAACCACAGGCCAUAUACUAGGCUAUAAGGAGGUCCUGCUGGAGAACACGAACCUGUCGGCCACAACCUCCUUGUCCCUUCACCGGCCUCCAGGGCCAGCCUCACAGUCGCUAUGGGGCAAUCCCACACAGUACCCUUUCUGGCCAGGUGGGAUGGACGAGCCCAGCAUAACCGAUCUGAGUACUCAGGAGGAAGCCGAGGAGGAGAUAGACUUUGAGAAAGAUCUUCUCACUGUCCCACCUGGCUUCAAGAAAGGGGUGGAUUUUGCCCCCAAAGAUCACCCAGCUCCCGUGCCAGGCUUGCUCAGCCUCAGCCGUCUGCUGGAGCCUCUAGAUCUAAGAGGAGGUGACGAGGAUGAGGGAGAGGCAGCAGGAGGCCCCAAAGGGGACGCUGCCUCAGCCUCCCCCUCCAGUACUCCCCUGGUCCGAGCAAGCAGCUUGGAGGAUCUAGUGUUGAAGGAAGUUUCCACAGUUGUGCCCACCCUGGAGCCUCCCAAACCUCCACCUCAGGAACAGUGGGCGGUACCUGUGGACGUCACCUCGCCCGUGGGUGAUUUUUACCGUCUCAUCCCUCAGCCAGCCUUCCAGUGGGCGUUUGAGCCAGAUGUGUUUCAGAAGCAGGCCAUCCUGCACUUGGAGCAGCACGACUCUGUGUUUGUCGCAGCUCACACAUCUGCUGGGAAGACAGUGGUGGCUGAAUACGCCAUUGCCCUGGCCCAGAAACACAUGACCCGUACCAUCUACACUUCUCCUAUCAAAGCCCUGAGCAACCAGAAGUUUCGGGACUUCCGAAACACAUUCGGGGACGUGGGGCUGCUCACGGGCGACGUGCAGCUGCAUCCAGAGGCCUCUUGCCUCAUCAUGACCACGGAGAUCCUUCGCUCCAUGCUGUACAGUGGCUCAGACGUCAUCCGAGACCUGGAGUGGGUCAUCUUUGACGAAGUCCACUAUAUCAACGACGCUGAGCGUGGCGUGGUCUGGGAGGAGGUACUCAUCAUGCUUCCGGAGCACGUCUCCAUCAUCCUUCUGAGUGCCACCGUCCCCAACGCCCUGGAGUUUGCUGACUGGAUUGGACGGCUGAAGCGGCGGCAGAUCUAUGUCAUCAGCACGGUUGCCCGUCCGGUCCCCCUGGAGCACUAUCUCUUCACAGGAAACAGCCCCAAGACACAGGGCGAGCUCUUCCUGCUGCUGGACUCCCGAGGGGCCUUCCACACCAAGGGGUACUACGCUGCGGUGGAGGCCAAGAAAGAGAGGACGAGCAGGCAUGCGCAGACCUUCGGGGCCAAGCAGCCCACGCACCAGGGCGGGCCUGCACAGGACCGUGGGGUGUACCUGUCCUUGCUGGCUUCCCUCCGGACCCGGGCUCAGUUGCCAGUGGUGGUGUUCACCUUCUCCCGAGGCCGCUGUGAUGAGCAGGCUUCGGGCCUCACCUCUCUGGACCUCACAACAAGCUCAGAGAAGAGCGAGAUCCACCUCUUCCUGCAGCGCUGCCUCGCUCGGCUCCGAGGCUCUGACCGGCAGCUACCCCAGGUCCUGCACAUGUCAGAGCUUCUUCGUCGAGGCCUGGGUGUGCACCACAGCGGCAUCCUGCCUAUCCUUAAGGAGAUUGUGGAGAUGCUUUUUAGCCGGGGCCUGGUCAAGGUCUUGUUUGCCACUGAGACUUUUGCCAUGGGGGUAAACAUGCCAGCGAGGACAGUGGUGUUUGACUCCAUGCGCAAACAUGAUGGCUCUACCUUCCGGGACCUGCUGCCUGGGGAGUACGUGCAGAUGGCAGGCCGGGCAGGCCGGAGGGGCCUGGACCCUACGGGCACCGUCAUCCUUCUCUGUAAGGGCCGAGUGCCUGAGAUGGCGGAUUUACACCGCAUGAUGAUGGGGAAGCCAUCCCAGCUUCAGUCCCAGUUCCGCCUCACAUACACCAUGAUCCUCAACCUGCUGCGGGUGGACGCCCUCAGAGUGGAAGACAUGAUGAAGAGGAGCUUCUCAGAGUUCCCAUCCCGCAAGGACAGCAAGGCCCAUGAGCAGGCUCUGGCUGACCUCACCAAGAGGCUGGGGGCUUUGGAGGAGCCUGAUGUGACCGGCCAGUUGGCUGACCUGCCUGACUAUUACAGCUGGGCAGAGGAGCUGACAGAGACCCGGAGCAUGAUCCAGCGCCGCAUCAUGGAGUCUGUGAACGGGCUGAAGUCUCUGUCGGUGGGAAGGGUGGUGGUUGUCAAGAAUGAGGAGCAUCACAAUGCGCUGGGCGUGAUCCUGCAGGUCUCCUCAAACUCUACCAGCAGGGUAUUUACAACAUUGGUCUUGUGUGAUAAGCCUGUUGUAUCUGAGAGCCCAAGGGACAAGGGGCCAGCCACUCCAGAUGUGCCCCACCCAGAUGACCUUGUGGGCUUCAAGCUGUUCCUGCCGGAAGGGCCCUGUGAGCACACAGUGGCCAAGCUCCAGCCAGGAGACGUGGCUGCUAUCUCCACCAAAGUGCUCCGGGUGAACGGGGAGAAGAUCUCUGAGGACUUCAGCAGGAGGCAGCAACCGAAGUUCAGGAAGGACCCUCCGCUCUCGGCUGUGACCACUGCUGUUCAGGAGCUGCUGCGUCUGGCUCAGGCCUAUCCAGCCGGACCCCCAACCCUUGACCCCAUCAAUGACCUGCAACUCAAGGAUGUAGGGGUAGUAGAAGGCGGGCUGCGGGCCCGGAAGCUGGAGGAGCUGAUCCGCGGGGCUCAGUGUGUGCACAGCCCCCGGUUUCCUGCCCAGUACGUGAAGCUUCGGGAGCGAAUGCAGAUUCAGAAGGAAAUGGAGAGGCUGCGCUUCCUCCUGUCCGACCAGUCACUGCUGCUGCUCCCCGAGUACCACCAGCGUGUAGAGGUGCUCCGGACCCUGGGCUAUGUGGACGAGGCUGGCACCGUGAAGCUGGCAGGCCGAGUGGCCUGCGCCAUGAGCAGCCAUGAGCUGCUCCUCACAGAACUCAUGUUUGACAAUGCACUGAGCGCUCUGCGACCGGAGGAGAUCGCAGCUCUACUCUCGGGCCUGGUGUGCCAGAGCCCCGGGGACCCUGGGGACCAGCUCCCAAGCACCCUCAAACAGGGAGUAGAACGUGUCAAAGCUGUGGCCAAGCGGAUUGGUGAGGUUCAGGUGGCCUGUGGCCUGAACCAGACAGUGGAAGAGUUUGUGGGAGAGCUGAAUUUCGGGCUGGUCGAGGUUGUCUAUGAGUGGGCUCGUGGCAUGGUGAGUGCUGGGUUUGCAGGUGGCUGGGGGAGGUCACCAGACCUGACACAUUUAGUCUCCACUCUGCUCUUCCUGCAGCCCUUCUCUGAGCUGGCAGGGCUCUCGGGGACCCCUGAAGGCUUGGUCGUCCGCUGCAUCCAGCGACUGGCUGAGAUGUGUCGCUCGCUUCGAGGAGCGGCCCGUUUGGUAGGAGAGCCUGUGUUGGGUGCCAAGAUGGAGACGGCAGCCACCUUGCUAAGGCGGGACAUCGUCUUCGCAGCCAGCCUCUACACCCAGUAAAGGAUGUGUGGAUAAGAGUGUGACAGUGAGUGAAAAGGAAGAGAAAUCUCUCUGAGAUCAAGGCCAGCCUGCUCUACAGUGCCAGGACAGCCAGGAUGACAUAAAGAAACCACAAACAUUAAACAAAAAUAAAGAGCAAACCAGAGUGCUUGGUGUAUGGUA